Molecule: messenger RNA, 868 nt
Organism: Manihot esculenta (cassava)
Lineage: Eukaryota; Viridiplantae; Streptophyta; Magnoliopsida; Malpighiales; Euphorbiaceae
Product: CEN-like protein 2
Exons: 4
Coding region: 92-616 (174 amino acids)
Biological process (GO): vegetative to reproductive phase transition of meristem; negative regulation of flower development
Cellular component (GO): cytoplasm; nucleus
Source: RefSeq, a predicted model, not a curated record
CAAGUGAGAUUGUCAAGAACAGCCAAAACAACCAAGCAAGAAUUUUCUCUCUUUCUAUUUCUCUCUCUCUCUAAUAUUUUUCAAGUCUCUCAUGGCCAAGACUUCAACAGAUCCUCUUGUUGUUGGGAGGGUAAUUGGAGAUGUGAUUGAUUAUUUCACCCCAGUUGUGAAAAUGACAGUCUCUUAUAAUUCCAACAAGCAGGUUUAUAAUGGCCAUGAACUUUUCCCUUCCGCUGUAACUCACAAACCUAAGGUUGAGGUCCAGGGUGGUGAUAUGAGAUCCUUUUUCACUCUGGUCAUGACAGACCCAGAUGUGCCAGGUCCCAGUGACCCAUACCUGAGGGAGCACUUGCACUGGUUAGUUACAGACAUUCCAGGCACCACAGAUGCCACAUUUGGAAGGGAAUUGGUGAGCUACGAGAUGCCUAGGCCAAACAUAGGGAUUCAUAGGUUUGUGUUCCUUCUGUUCAAGCAACAAAGAAGACAGACAGUGGCCACACCAAGCUCAAGGGAUAAAUUUAACACAAGAAAAUUUGCAGAGGAAAAUGGACUAGGCCUGCCUGUAGCAGCUGUGUUCUUUAAUGCUCAGAGGGAAACUGCUGCAAGGAGACGUUGAAGAGAAGAGGUAGUAAUUAAAGAAGAAAUUGCAAUAAUGGAGCAACAUCUGAUGUUCCGGCAAUUGAUCUAUUAUUACAAACUUUGUUUGCACGUAGGUAUCAACUAUGAAGUUGAAGUUUAAUUAGUUGGAUCUUAAUGAGAAGAAGUUGUUUAGCCAUAGAAUAAAGUUCAACUACUUCUUCUUCUUGUUAUUGUUGUUGUAAAAGCAAAUGAACUCUUGUUAUAUAUUGAAUUCGAUCAUCUUUCUAUG